GUGGCCAAAUAGCGCCUGUCAAUAAAGAGAGGUGGCCGCAGGGGGAUUUGUAAGGAACGAGAUGGCAGGAAAAGCUGGAGCCUAAUUGAUUGGAAGUCCCCAAACCAGCAGCAAAUAACAAUAAUAAUUAUAAUUAUACGCACGCUCUGGCGGAGGGAAGCAGAGGAGAAGAGAGGAAGCGGCCACGAAUCAUGGCCCCCGAGCAUGGUAGCCCGCAGCAGCCAUGUGGCCGAUUUCGGGGAUAGAGUGCUUGGACAACGCAGGCCGUUCACCUUCUUCCAAGGCUCUAGGAUCAGAGCCUGGCACCUCCUCCUGUUUUGUCUUCGAGGAGACCACUGUGGCACAGCUUCUACAUGCCCCUGCACCUUGCCACCCAGGCCUCUUUACAGCCAGCAAUCAGGUGACACCCCGUUUCACGUCGGGAUUCUCCGGCCACCAGACGGGGUUUCGCGGCCUUCUUGCCGGCCCUUCCGCCACAGGGAAUUAAAAAUGACCGCCUUGGUUGACCUUUGGAAAAGGAAAGAUGGCUUUGGCCCGGUGAUGGCUGGCAGAUGAGAGGCGAAGAAAAAAUAAUGGAGAAGCUGGAUACCCCUCAGCCGCCGGUUGCCCCAGAACAGCAAAACCCGCAGCCACCAGUCUCCCCAAUUGAGAUCCCCUCCCCAGCUACUGGGGGAGAUGAGGUUGAGGCAACCCCAUCGCCCACAAGCCCCACCUCUUCUUCCCCUCCAGCUAAGGGGAGCCCUUCUCCCCCUGAGCCUUCCCCGGCCCCAUUGCCUCACAACGUCCCGGUCAUCAGCCUGAGCUACAGCAGCAAGCCCCCCGCCCAUGUCGAGGUCCCCACCACUCACCUCACUGCUCUGCACCCCAUUCCCGGCCUCUUACAGCUCUCGGCUCUUCCGGCUGGCCCUCCUCCGCCCCCUAUGGCGAAUCUAGCUGGAGCGAGGAGCCCCCUUUUGCCCCCACAGUAUCAGCCGCAGUACCAGCCCUUUCUCAACAGCAUCUACAUUGGGAGCUCUGGGACUUUUGGCCUCUUCCCCAACAACCGCCUCAAGCGGAGGCCGAGCCAUUAUGAACAGGACAUCACGGAGGGUCAUCAGCCCCAGAAAGUGGCACGCCGGGUCUUCACCAACAGCAGGGAGCGCUGGCGGCAGCAGAAUGUCAACGGCGCCUUUGCUGAGCUGCGGAAGCUCAUCCCUACCCACCCGCCUGACAAGAAGUUGAGCAAGAACGAGAUCCUUCGCCUGGCCAUGCGAUAUAUCAACUUCCUGGUCAAGUUGCUGAGCGACCAGGCCAGGUCAGCUGGCGGAGAACCUCCUGAAGCGGAAGCCCCUUGCAAUGGCACCCCGAGGACUCCCUCGCCACCCACAGCACCCAUAAAAAUGGAGCAAGUGACUGUACUGGGGGCAGGAGAGCCGCGGUGAUGAAGAGCUCUCUGCCCACAUGUGUGCGGCCGUUGCUUCUCUCCCUUCACACGCUCCAACAGUGCCACACAGCCAUGUGUUUAGACUGAAGCAGCAUUGAAGCACCUGGACCGAAUAUCCCUUCUGGGCACUGGGUGGAGGACUUGUGAUGUGGAGGCUGGUAUGACCUUCCGAGGAAGAAAGCUUGGAUUUCAGGGUCUGAAAUCCACACAGGGAUCCAUCAAACAGUCCCCUUUGACCAGGACAUCCCGCCAUGCCCACCUGGUGGCUUGUUUCCAGAAUGACCCACGAGUAAGUGUGGGGUGGGGGGAGCAGCAGGGAGCCUGGUUUGUAUGAGACACACCCCUCUCCUGCCCCCAUCUCCAGUGAGGUGGAGCCCUUGGGUGGGCGAGGGGGGGCGUUCUCCUGUGUUUUACCUCUUCUCAAUGUGCAUCACUUCCAAAUCCUCAUCUAUUUUGUGUAGGGUCUUUAAAUCGAUAUAUGAGCCCAGGCAAAGGAAAAGGAAUAAAAUCAGGGUGUCAGGGUUAAGGGCAUUGGAACGGGGGGGGGCAGCCCUCAUCCCAUAGACUCCGCCUCUCUGUUGCGAAGACCCUUCAUCCCAGGGCAUGGGCUCAACUCCCUCUGUAAAAGCCAACAAGAGAGGGCAAAUAAAUGGGCAGAAGAGAACGGGUGAGGCAGUCCCUCUCUCCCCGCCAAUCGUCUGCUCACGACUGCAGCCCCUUGUGGCUGCUUUUCAUUAAAAAUAUAUAUUAAAAAAGCUGGAAGACUAUUAUAUGCAUCUGAUAUGUCACAUCUGAUUUGACCCUUACUAGCUCACGCUGGGUGGAAUUCAACAAAAUGUAACUUGGAGUAAAACUCCGCUGAGUGCCGCCCUCUGGAAUGUGGGUUCAACACACUGAAAUGGGGAGGGGAAAUCCUUCAGAAAGAAAACCAGGAAAAGGCUGGGCUAGCACUCUCCUCACUGACAACCUUAUAGGGAUCUUUUCCUUGUUACUGUGUGUUACCUGCCGCCGUCAGCACGUGAUACACCUCACCGCCGGAGAGAGCCAGGCCUAUUGGUGCUUCUUUCUUCAGCUCGCAGCCAUAAUUUUAGAGGCCCCAGUGGGCUGUAAGAGGAACUACCCAAGUCUGGGGUUUGAGGGUCUUUGGGGUGGGUGUGUUGGGACAGACGGGCGUUGCCGCAACGACUGCUGUGUCACUGCUGGUGGGCCAGUGCCUAGCUUGUGGUGGUUGGGCUGUUGCUGGGAGCCCCACGGCCUCAGGAACGGCUCCCCUUCCUGGAAAUGGAAAUGGCGGUUUGUGCUGAGUCAGUGUCCAAAAGUGCCCCCAAUGCUUUCUGGGCCUCCUGCCAAAACCAAAUGUGCCAGUAGCAGAUCCAGGAGGGUGGGAGGUCCUCCUAGGCUGCUGGUU
This is a messenger RNA of Zootoca vivipara (common lizard), 2831 nucleotides long. RefSeq names its product LYL1 basic helix-loop-helix family member (gene LYL1). NCBI's taxonomy places the organism in Eukaryota, Metazoa, Chordata, Lepidosauria, Squamata, Lacertidae. The record is from RefSeq and is a predicted model, not a curated record. Gene Ontology annotation, molecular function: RNA polymerase II cis-regulatory region sequence-specific DNA binding; DNA-binding transcription factor activity, RNA polymerase II-specific; protein dimerization activity. Gene Ontology annotation, biological process: regulation of transcription by RNA polymerase II.